GCCUAUAGCCACCCGGAGGACACGCUGAAAACCGCUCUGCGCCGCGUUCCCCGGGACCGCGCCGAGCGGGGCGGGGGCGGGGGGCCGCGGGAGGCAGCCAGCGCGGAGCAAGCGAGCAAGCAAGCGGCGGGCGGGCGGGCGGCCGCGCAGGCUGGGGACCGGUGUCAGCGCCGCAGCCGCCCCUCCCCCACCCGGCUCCCCCCACCCCACCCCGCUCCCCCCCACCCCCCACCCCCCCCUCGGCGGCGGCGCGAGCGGGCGGCGGCCGUGCGGUGCGGUGCAGAACGCGGCGCAGGCGGGCGCGCGGGCAGCUCGCGGGCACCCGGCCGGCCGGCGCGGGAGCGGGAAAGGGUGCGCUAUGCCUUUAACGCCCGCGUACAGUAGACAGUAUAGUGGAGUGUAGGGAAACUCUAGGCGGGGUUAAAGUUCAGCGCGUGGAGCGGCAAGAGCGCUGGCUGCUGCAGUUGAGCCGAGUUGGAAAUGUGAACGCAAGAAGCAGGCUUGAUUUUUUUUCCUCCCCCCCUCUCCUAGCUCUCUCCUCCUCUCUCUCCCUCUCGCACCCACACUCACGCACACCUCCAGCCCGCACACAGACGUGCACGCACCCCCCGCCGCCCGGCAGUUAUGUAUUCUCCGCUCUGUCUCACCCAGGAUGAGUUUCAUCCUUUCAUUGAAGCACUUCUGCCCCAUGUCCGCGCCUUCGCCUACACAUGGUUCAACCUGCAGGCCCGAAAGCGAAAAUACUUCAAAAAACAUGAGAAGCGCAUGUCGAAAGAAGAGGAGCGGGCCGUGAAGGAUGAACUGCUAAGCGAGAAGCCGGAGGUCAAACAGAAGUGGGCUUCUCGACUCCUGGCCAAGUUAAGGAAAGACAUCCGACCAGAGUACCGAGAGGAUUUUGUUCUUACAGUUACAGGGAAGAAACCUCCAUGCUGUGUUCUUUCCAACCCUGACCAGAAAGGCAAGAUGCGGAGAAUUGACUGCCUCCGCCAGGCAGAUAAAGUGUGGAGGUUGGACCUCGUCAUGGUGAUCUUGUUCAAAGGUAUUCCGCUGGAAAGUACUGAUGGCGAGCGCCUUGUAAAGUCUCCACAGUGCUCGAACCCAGGGCUCUGUGUCCAGCCUCAUCACAUAGGGGUUUCUGUAAAGGAACUCGAUUUAUACUUGGCAUACUUUGUACAUGCAGCAGAUUCAAGUCAAUCUGAAAGUCCCAGCCAGCCAAGUGAUGCUGACAUUAAGGACCAGCCAGAAAAUGGACAUUUGGGCUUCCAGGACAGCUUUGUCACAUCAGGUGUUUUCAGUGUGACUGAGCUAGUAAGAGUGUCACAAACACCGAUAGCUGCAGGAACCGGCCCCAAUUUUUCUCUCUCUGAUUUGGAAAGUUCUUCCUACUACAGCAUGAGUCCAGGAGCAAUGAGGAGGUCUCUACCCAGCACAUCCUCUACCAGCUCUACAAAGCGCCUCAAGUCUGUGGAGGACGAAAUGGACAGUCCUGGUGAAGAACCAUUUUACACAGGCCAAGGGCGCUCCCCAGGGAGUGGCAGCCAGUCCAGCGGAUGGCAUGAAGUAGAGCCAGGCAUGCCAUCUCCAACCACACUGAAGAAGUCUGAGAAGUCUGGUUUCAGCAGCCCCUCCCCUUCGCAGACCUCCUCCCUGGGAACAGCAUUCACACAGCAUCACCGACCUGUCAUUACAGGACCCAGAGCAAGUCCACAUGCGACGCCAUCGACUCUCCACUUUCCAACAUCACCCAUCAUCCAGCAACCUGGGCCUUACUUCUCGCACCCAGCCAUCCGUUACCACCCUCAGGAGACGCUGAAAGAGUUUGUCCAACUUGUCUGCCCUGACGCUGGUCAGCAAGCUGGACAGGUGGGGUUCCUCAAUCCCAAUGGAAGCAGUCAAGGCAAGGUGCACAACCCAUUCCUCCCCACCCCAAUGUUGCCGCCACCACCGCCACCACCGAUGGCCAGGCCUGUGCCUCUGCCCAUGCCAGACACCAAGCCUCCAACCACAUCAACAGAAGGAGGUGCAGCCUCCCCCACCUCACCGACCUACUCGACACCCAGCACCUCCCCCGCAAACCGAUUCGUCAGUGUUGGACCACGGGAUCCAAGCUUUGUAAAUAUCCCUCAACAGACACAGUCCUGGUACCUGGGAUAAAAGUUGCAGUGUCCCACCAUCCUCCAGACAGACCACCUGACCCCUUCUCAACUCUGUAACAUGGACGCAACCUCAAUCCGGCGCAGUUACAACUUCACUGUCAGUGGAAGGGGAGAGAAACCAACUCGGAUCAACUUGUACAUGGAAACAGCAAACAUCGUGGUCAAACAGCAAAGGCCAUAACUUUUUGGGAUUCUUUUUUUUUUUUUAAUACUUUAGGGACUGUUGUAAUUUCUCAUAUGGUGCUGGAAAUGGUUGGGCUGCGAGACAUUUGAAGUGUUUCGGUGGUGGCGUGAGCAGUAGGUGAGGUGGCUGGUAGGAUGAGCCAUGCUCACGAACUUCCUGUUGUAACACUUGUAGCCUGGCCUUUUCACAGUAUUUCAUGAAUUUGCCCAUGCAGGUGUGUGACCCUCCCUGAGCAUUUGGAGACACCUGGAGAAUGAAAUCUUUUGUAGUAGCUGAGGUCUGUGAUCUGUAACUUACAGGACACUCAAAGGGCAAUGUUUUUGGGUUGGUUUUUUUUUUUUCCUGUAACAUAUUAGAAAAAGAAAAUGCAGUUAAGUUGAUCUUUCUUUUAGUUUGGUUUGGUUCAGCAGUCAGCAGUUACAUACAUAACACAACCCGCAAGGACAGUGAAUCCACUCCUGUUGCAGAACGAUUCCAAAAAGACGGCAAAGACUACUACUAUCAGUUUGGUUUUUGUUUUUGUUUUUUUUUUUAAAGUUUUGAAAUGCUGCACUUACAUUUAAAAAACAUUUUUCAACAAUUUCAACAAUGACACAAAAAUUCACAUGGAAAUGGGGAAGAUGGUCUGUUUUGACAGAAACUGACAGGAAUCAAAACAAUCGAAUUUUGAAUUGAGUGAAGUGCAAUUUCAUUGGAUAGCUAAGUAUCUUUGUAAGAUAGAGAUUGUUGAAAAUUCUAUUUUUGUUUUUGAAGUCCUCCCACCCCAGGACUCUAAAUUAUUGGGGUAAAAAACAGCCUUGCAAGAAAAAGGGGAGCUAUUUUUGCUUUUUAUGUUUUUUAUUGUUAAACUUGUAUCCCUUUAAAAAAAACUGAAGGAAAAUUAAAAAAAAAAAACAAAAAAAAACAAAAAAUACAAAUCUAAUGGUGCUUUUACCACAAUAUGUUAACUACAUUAAAUGCUAAUUAAUUAUUUUCUGUUAUCAAAGCACAUAACUCAAAUGAAAUCAUGGUAUCUGUUAAUUUUAUAAGCUAGAAAUCACUAUAAUGAAUUAUGCCAAUUCUGGAAAAUUUUACACAUGUAUGGCAACACCAGAUCUAUGGGUUAUCAAAUGCUUCAUUGUACCAGACAUUGUCCAGAAGUUUCAAAGACCCUUUGCAAACCCUGAACUGGGCUAUGGUGAAAUAAUACAAAUACUGAUAAAGACACAACUGUGUGUACCCAUUCAGAUCAAAGUACUUGUUAGGGAAAACAAAAUCGUUCACACCCCCCAGAUGUCUUGUAUCUUAUGUUUAAGGAAAAAAAAUACAAAAAAAAAAAAGAACAAAAAAUCAAAAAAGAAAAAAAAAGCAGAAACAAAUAAACAAACAAAAAAAAUGCAAGUGAUUUUUCUACCAGACAGCGAAGCACCCCCUGCUUCCCAUGCAGCGUCAGGUUUCCUAUACUAUACAUAUAUAUGUGUUCUGGUCAGCAGGCUCUGCUGACUAGAGGAAGUCUCUGCAUGUUCUAGUGUUAGUAACUAAUUUUUAUAUAGCUAAUGUAGGAUAAAGUAGAGUGCAUUAAGACAAUAUUGUAACCCCCACUCUAGGCACUUGCCUUUAAACUGUCUCAGCCCUUCAGAAGGGCUCAACUACUGUCCUAUACAAUCAAGUGACUGAAAUUCCUGGGAAGACACUUUGCUCCUCAUCUAACCCCCCCACCCCCAAACGAUGUUGUUUUGUUUUUAUUUUUUUCCUUAAUUUGCACGAAAACAGAAAUUCCAUAUCAAUGUGCCUUGCCCUGGAUAGUGAUUAUUUGUGGAAUUGUUGCACAUGCUCCUCAAUUGAAGGGGUUUUUCCCUACUCAAGCAUUCGGAGACACUUUUUGUAAAUGUUAACUUUUAUGUCAGCCAUCGUCAGUUUCAACAUCUAGACCUAAAUAGAAAGUUAGCUGUUCCGCAGACAGGCGUAGUCUUGAUUGUCCUGUGUGGUCAGUGGCAGUGCUAUUCUGAGCUCUUUAGAUGCUUACAACGUCAGUAUUUGGGAUGUCGCUGCAUUUUUUUUUCAAUUUAUUUGGAGUCUUCCUUUAUCCCUGCCCCCACCACCAGAUAUAUGAAAAUAUGCAAUACCUGCUUAUAUCAUGUAGAAAAGCUUAGCAAGUAUUAAUUUUUCUUUCUUUUUUUUUAAUUUGACCAAAGUCAGUGCUGCACAUGACGCAGUGGGUUUUAGGUGUCUGUCUUUGUCUUUUCUGUGGUUCUUGACGCACGUGCGCAGGAAGGGCUCCUCUUAGAGAAGCAGCCAAACUGUGAAGCACUAGGCUGACCCUGCUUCAAGCAAUUUUGUUUUUACAACUGUUCCUUUCACAAGCAAGCCUUAAAAAAAAAAAAGAAAAGAAAAAAAAAAGACAACUUCCUUUCUCUUCAGCCCCUCACACCCACUUUCUUAGCAGACGGCAGUCAAUCCACAGUCAAUAAAAAAGUACAUAAUGCCCAUUUUUAUAUGCACGUUUUUAAACUUCCAAGUUCUGAAAAUUGUUUACUGCUUAUCUCUAUUUAAGGAAAAAAAAUAAAAUAAAACAUUUUGGAUUUUCCUAUGUGUCUGAUAAGUGGUUGUAUAGUCAUUUGGCGCUGUUGUAUGGUGUGAUUGUCAGUGUACGGUGUCACUUCCUAUAGCCAGCAGCAGACUUUGCCUUCCCUAUAGCACUUAGCUGGGCAUUACUUUAUUAUGACAUAUGUGCACUAAAAAAAAAAAAAGACAGAGAAAGAAAAAAAGAAAGAAAAAAAUAGCAGCUUUCAGUGCUUCACAGUGAAGGGGAAAAGCCUAGACAAACAUUUUGUCAGAACCUUGCAAAAUGCCAAGGUAUUACCAGUAAAUUGGUUGUAUAUACAAUAAAAUUGCACCCUUUUUUUAAACAAAACAAACUAAGCAAUAGUUUGGGCAGUUCUAGUUGUUUUUAGUGAGCAUGUUGUAGUCUCGACUGCAAAGAGAGAGAGAAUAAACUGCCCACUCAGAAGAUAUGUAAUUUGUAUCGUUGUAUAGUUUUAUUGAUUACCCUGAUUUAUUCUACCCUAUUUUAUAAUGCAGGACUUUUGUAAUGUUGUCUAAAUGGGGAAAAUUUUCUGUCAAAUUAGCCUAGUGAAAUUUCUGAUUGUUCAUUACAAAGGCGGCGUUCAUAGCACUGCUUCUUGUUUCUUUCCCACCUCCUUUGGGAACUGGAUUAAGUUUAAAACUUGCCUGAUUCCUUUUCGUUUUGUUGGUUUGGGUUUUUUUUUUUUUUUUAAGUAUUUAAAUGCAACUAUUUUUCUGCCAAUGGUAUAGCAUAUUCCUAUGCUUGGGAAGUGUAGGUCCUACUGAAAAACCAUUGCAAAUGGACGUUACAGGUGUGCUGUACUUUUGAAGGUAUUUUGUUGUAUUAGAUUUAAUGAAGCUAAAAGUAGGGAACGCUGAACAGAUUUGCAGGAGAAAAAUGUUUUUAAAGGCUCUCAACCAUUGUGGAGGCAGCAUAGGGUGAGAGCAAACACGGGUUAAGUCGCAAAUACACCGAGUUCUGGUCUGGUCAUGCUUCAUUGUCAAGAAAGCAGCAGGAAACUGUAGUUCCGUUGUCAUCGAGCAGGAACAAAUGAAACACCAACCAAUGCAGUUUAGGUUAAGAGCUGAGUCUAGGUGCUUGAGGAAGACUUUGCUACCGGAGUGUAGAGACAGACAGCCCCAAGAGCUAUCAGCAUCUGAAGGCCCAGACUUGAUUCUGAAACACGUUGGAUUUUAUUUUUCCUCUCCCUUCAAAUGGCAUUAACACAGUUGGCAAAGACGGUCCCUCAAAUGACUGCCCCCAUUUUUGUCUUUGGGAACAGAAGUCAGAGGCACGAAGACUAACCCUCAGCAUUUUCCAAUACAUGUUCUCCCUUGGCCCCUCUCGUGGCCACCACAAAGCUCCUUUUCUAAACUGUCCGGGGCAGAUGUCUUCUCUGGUGCCCCUCUCCCCAUCCUCCAGCCCUUCUCUUCCCUCUGAGGUUUUGUCUUUUCACUGCCUGGCAUGACAUCUGGAAGCUCACUCCCUAGGCAGGGCUUGCUCCCCACCACCCCAUAUGGAGGCCUCAGGCCUCCAAGCCUCCCUUUUCCUUUCCCAACAUCCAAGAGCGCAGGAUCCAACUUUUGAGUCACACUGUGCUGUAUUCAGUCAGCCCACAAGAAUAUGCAAACUCCAUCUCAAAACCCGUGUCUUUCGCCUUCCUCAUCCUUAGCCUCAUGUGUUUCCACCUCUGUAGUGACAAUAUCAUGAAGUAUUUGCAAAGGAAAACAUUUUAUCCCAUGAUUUGUUUUUGUUGUUGUUACUGUUGUUGGGUUGGGGUAUUUUUUGUUUGUUUCGGUUUUGGUUUUGAUGGGGAAUGGUCUCUAAGACUGUCAUUUGAUAUAUAUAUAUAUAAUUUGAUAUAUAUAUAUAAAAAAAUCAGAGUUUAUCCCAUAGUCCCAGUCUCUCCCUCCUUCCCUCCCUGUCUCUUUCUCUUUCUCUCUGUCUGUGUUUGUCUCUCUGGUUUUUCUUUGCUUCUUUUCCCUUCUGGUGUCUGGUAGCAGGCCUCCAUUGAACUGUUAUAAAACACAAAAAGUGUGGUCAGUGAGGAGAGUUUGGGUGGUGCCUCCCUGCCUACCCGCCAGACCAUCCUAGGCACUCCCAGAGGCUGCCCCGCCCCUCUGGCAUGGCUAUCAGUUACAUCAGCUCCGGAGGCCAUUUUGUCUUGAAGUCAGUGCAUGCUCCUGCUGUUGGAGAGUAACCUACUCUGCCUUCCCCACGUCCAAGGCUGUGCAUUCGUCCAAUUAGUGUCAUGAAUGUUUCCCCUUUAAUUUUUCCAAUAAAAAAAGCAGUGGGAUGAAAAUCGCUUUGAUAUAUAGCAGGUAUAUUGAAGCUAUUCCAUAGCACUUAACUGUAGUGAAUACUGUGUCACCAGUUCUGAAAUCAAUUUAAUGUUUAAUGCAAAUCCAUUACAUGGUGCUAUUACAGGCUGACAAAAUGAUUCACACAAAUGUGACAACUCGGGCUCAGUUCACUCUGCUUCCCAACAGUGUAAAUGCAUAGCAGUGUUUAUCUGCAUGAGAACUAUGCACUAAUCUAUCUGAAGAAAAAAAAAAACUAUAUCAACUUUGGUAUCUAGUUUCCGUUUACUUCAAUCCUUGCCUUUUUGGUCAUUGUAAUAAUGCCAGCUUUAGGACAGAAAGAAUUAUAAGAAAACCAGCAUAAUACCUGAUAUAUUAAAAUGUAGUGCCUGUGAAACCUGUAUUAUACUGCUCUUCUGAAGUAAGAUUUUUUCUACACCGGUAGCCUUCGCUGUCUGUCAGUCAGGACCUCUGGUAUAGGUGAUGUAAAAUAACCGUACAAUAUUAUGCAUGCUAUCCCAUAAUGCUUAGUGACUGUAUGAUAUUACUCAGAGUUCUGUUAGACUUUUUUUCUGCCUCGGUUCUUAUCAGCUAGGUUUGAGGUAUUUCACUGAGAACGUGAACUCGGUCUUCCUUCCGGCUGUCUUCAGGAUCUUGGAGGUGUACACUUACUUAAAUUCAGUAUUACUUGUGUUUGUUUUCAUUUUUUUGUUUUGUUUUUGUUUUGUUUUUUGUUUUGUUUUGUUUUCUUUUGUUUCUCCUAAGGGACAAGCAUGGGUGUUUGAUUUCAGAAAUCAGUAUCUGGUGAGACUUUUGUCUCAAAACUACCAUUUGAAUUUCAAGAACUCUGCUACAAAACCACUCUGAGAAUGUUUCCAAGUGAGAGUCCUUUUCUUGACCCUCGACAGAAGCUAGACGACACUGAAGAACCUUAAUGGACAGUGUACCCAUGCUUGAUCUGUCUCACACCAGACUUCCUCAUAGUAAAAAGAAAAACAAAACAAAACAAAAAAAACUUUAAGAAAUCACAUAGCUAUUUAGUUACAUGCACAGAUGCAAUAUUUUCUUCAAAAAUAUAACUCUGUACAAACUUUGGGCCCGAUUCAUAAGAAAGAAGUUUGCUAUUAACACGGGAUUUUUAAAAUAUGCUCUCUCUCUCUCUCUCUCUCUCUCUCUCUCUCUCUCUCUCUCUCUCUCUCUCUCUCUCUCAACUUAAAUUUGGAACUAUUUGCUUCCCAAACUGAAUGUUUCUUUAAUGUUCCCCCUGAGCCAGCAGCCAUCUGCCUUUGAUUUCCCAAGGGCUGCAUUAAGGAAGUUGGAGGGAUACUGUACGGGACGUGAUCCCAGAGAGGCUCACAAGGCUAAGGGGAACUUCAGUAGAGGGAUACAACUAUGGAUGCACCCCCGUCUGUGUGUCAGACAUCCUACAUGUGGGCUCACUGUGCUGUUUGGGCUGAAACACUAACUUUGUAAAAUGUGUCUGGACCACAAGAGUAUGCAGGAGAAGUGCUACCUCUGAUCCAGCUAGAGCAAGUUCGUGGCAGAAAGUGUCACAAACUUGAAAAUGUGAAGUUUCCUGUCUCUCCAGUGCUCUCAAAGGCAAGUGGCGUCUGAGAAACAGACCAUUCUUCCUGCUCUUCAACACUCAGCUUUUCAGAAAGCCUAAAGCUUGUUUUGCUUUGACUGCAAAUUGUAUUGCUCUUGUUUUUUUUUUUAACUUUUUCUUGGUCAUGGUCUGUAAAUUUGCUUUUUUUUUUUUUCUUUUUUAA
This is a messenger RNA of Apodemus sylvaticus (European woodmouse), 8954 nucleotides long. It is a transcript of the gene Nfia, whose product is annotated as nuclear factor I A. Gene Ontology annotation, biological process: regulation of transcription by RNA polymerase II. Lineage: Eukaryota; Metazoa; Chordata; Mammalia; Rodentia; Muridae. The record is from RefSeq and is a predicted model, not a curated record. Gene Ontology annotation, cellular component: nucleus. Bases 625 to 2154 code for a protein of 509 amino acids. The transcript is spliced from 11 exons. Gene Ontology annotation, molecular function: RNA polymerase II cis-regulatory region sequence-specific DNA binding; DNA-binding transcription factor activity, RNA polymerase II-specific.